Messenger RNA from Pongo pygmaeus (Bornean orangutan), 950 nucleotides. RefSeq lists its product as uncharacterized. Lineage: Eukaryota; Metazoa; Chordata; Mammalia; Primates; Hominidae. The coding region runs from base 1 to 630 and encodes 209 amino acids. The transcript has 3 exons. The record is from RefSeq and is a predicted model, not a curated record.
AUGCAGGAAAUACGAGCUCACAAGGCCCACGGCAACAAGAAGCCCACCCACCUGAGGCUACGCGAAUCGCCCGCGAAGAGGGUCCAGGGAUCCGUAGCCGGAGACCGUGGGACUGGCCUCCCUCCACGACAACGCCUGCUCCGAGGAGCGCCCCGCAGCGUCCAGGGACCGAUUACAACGCGCAGCGACGCCCCCAGCGUGCGCGCGGCCGCCGUGUACGUCCCCGCGCAUGCUCCCGACACGCUCCGCGCACACCUCCCAUCUAGGCCGCGCCUGCGCUGUUUGCCGUGUGGCCGCUUCGUCGCAGGCGCUCCAGGUCCCUGCUGGCGCGGCAGCGCCGCGCGGUGGGUGAUGGGAGAGCGCGACCAUUCCCACGCCGCGCCAAGUGCCACGGGAUCAGGCCGAGGCUGGACCGGGAGAGGACAGCGAGGGCAGGCUACCAAGCCCUCCCCACAGGGCCGCGCCCAGCCCAAGCCUGCCGAGUCAGCACUCAGAUCCGGGGACAAGAUAGGUGACGAUGAAGUGGUGCUCUUCUCGCUUGCACGAGCCGUCCCACGCCACUUCUCCUCGGCUUCACGGUGCCUAGAGAAGAGGUGGGAGAGGGUGCGGGCGCCCCAGCUCAGGAUCUGAUGCCUGUGGGCCAAGGACCUGGAUGCAAGCCAGCAGUCCUUGGGGCCACGGGCAGGCAGCCGGAUUCACCGGAAAGUGACGCUUCUCAAGGGGAACACACACGUAACACACCAGCUCCCUUUCUGCCCUGGUCCAGUGACUCCUUUCAUGAAAGCUCUCUGAAAUGUUAUCUGCAUUUACACCCAAACUCACUCACUUUGAUCCCUGAAACGCGAAUCAAAGAUCACAUUGUACCUUCCCUGGGUCUGUGGGGCUUUCACCAGCCUGGGCCAAAAAUAAUAAAAGUGGCACCGAGCCAGGAAACGCCUCCUUGAAGUGGG